This is a messenger RNA of Anopheles coustani, 854 nucleotides long. RefSeq names its product coiled-coil domain-containing protein 124. The coding region runs from base 98 to 736 and encodes 212 amino acids. The transcript is spliced from 2 exons. Gene Ontology annotation, cellular component: nucleus. Lineage: Eukaryota; Metazoa; Arthropoda; Insecta; Diptera; Culicidae. The record is from RefSeq and is a predicted model, not a curated record. Gene Ontology annotation, molecular function: transcription coactivator activity. Gene Ontology annotation, biological process: transcription by RNA polymerase II.
CAGCAAGUUCGCUGUCUCACAGAGACCUUUGGUGCUAAAAUAUUGUUCAAAAUAUAAGCAUUAAUUAGAAAACUUCCCCAGCGCAGGACGGCUGAAGAUGCCGAAAAAAAUGGGAAUCAACUCCAAGGCCGUCGAAGCGCGGGAACGUAAGGCGGAUGCGAAGAAAAGCGCCAACGACAAAGCAGCCAAGGCAGCUGAGGAUGCCCUGUGGGUGGACGAUGAUAAACAAUUAGCGAAGAAAAAGAAACAAAAGGAGGACGAAGAACGACGUAAAGCGGAAGCUGCUCGCAAAAAGGCCGAAGCAAAGGCAUUACUGGAGGAGGAAAUGAGCUCGAUCAAGACUACGGCGAAGGUUUCGACGCAAAAGGUGACACGAUCGCAGAUCGAGGCGGAAGUGGAAAAGCGAAACCGAACCAUUGAGACAAUCAACAACCCGCCAAAGCAACCCGCCCUGCCGAAGCCAAUACCACUGGAGGAAAAUCUAAACCGUGUGAUGGCUGAUACGGAGGUAGCGCAAACCAUCGAUCAGGCCAUCGCCGUUCUGAGUGUGGGCGACUCGUCCGUCGAUCGACAUCCCGAGAAACGCAUGAAGGCGGCUUACAAGGCAUAUGAGGAAGCUGAACUGACUCGACUGAAACAAGAAAACCCUUCGUUGAAGCUGUCCCAGCUGAAGCAAAUGAUCUUCAAGAAUUGGCAAAAAUCUCCGGAGAACCCUAUGAACCAAAUUCGAGCCUAAUGCCAGUGAGCGUGUGAUGAUAAUCCUGUAAAAGCGUUGUAAAUGCACAAGAAAUGCAGGUAUGCUCUAAAAUUAAUAUGUUGGUGUUCAACCUACGAUUAACAGAAUCGAUCUCAUA